Phytophthora megakarya is the source of this 1113-nucleotide messenger RNA. The record is from the annotation of a GenBank genome assembly. NCBI's taxonomy places the organism in Eukaryota, Oomycota, Peronosporomycetes, Peronosporales, Peronosporaceae.
AUGUCCCAGUUGAAGGACCAGUUGGUCAUGCUACCCGAUUUGGAUGACCUCUCUCCUGAAUGUGAUAUUGAGGCCGCUGACGUCGGGGAGCCUGGUGAAAGCACGGAGGCACAGGAAAAGCAGCUGGAGUCCAUCCUGAAAAGGCACAAGAAGAUCUUCUUAGGUGAUGGGAACGCUGCCCCACCUCCGGCGAGGGGCGUCAUCUGCGAUUUAGAUGUGGGUGAUACCAGGCCAGUUGCCCAGCGACCCCGAUCGGUCGGUCCACACUUGGCAAUCAAGGUGUACGAAUUGCUGAAGAAGCUCCUGGAAGCUACGCUGAUCGAACACUCUGAAUCUCCGUGGGCAUCACCCAUUGUGAUCGUGCUCAAGAAGAACGGAGUGGACAUUCGGAUGUGCAUCGACUACCGAGUCGUGAAUAGUUUCAUUCAAUUGUCGAACUACCCAUUACCACUGAUCGACCACUCCCAACUCCCCAAGUCCAGCCGACGUUUUUACGGUAUCGUGGUCCAGAAGUACCUUCAGCAGACACUGGGAUUAUCAAAUUACAAAGCUUCUCGCCAUGCUAUCGCAGCUCUACACGGUCGUUUUGACGUAUUCGAGUACUUGGACUUAUGUUUGAUGACCGCCUGGGAGGAAAUGUGGCGCAGUCGCAUCACGUUCUUGGUCUUCUUUCCACGUGGGAUGUUUGAAGACGAGUUCUACACUGUAGUGCCAAGAGUUCACAACUUCAUGUACAAGUGGCGUCGUGAGUAUUGGGAGCGUGGUCAUUGGCUCACCAUCAGUGCUGACAUGGAUCAGUUUAUGAAAGCGGAAGAUGAACUCAUGACGUCCCAGGCGAAAAUCAAAGGCUAUUCUAAUAUCGAGAUGUUCGAGGCUGGAUUCUGGGUAGUCUCCAUGAAACCUUGCGAUUGGAUUCUACGUUAUCCUGAGGAAGGGAUUUCCUUGGAACAACAAAUGCGAGACAUUGAUCGCAUGGAGCGUGCUCGAACUCAGUGGGCUACACGCACUUCAGAUGACUGCUAUCUGGAUAUUGCACCACAGAAGAUACGCCACCGUCAUAUCAAACACCAGAAGUUACUUCUUCCUCUGCCGACUAUUGCUGGUAGUCUUUGA